AUGAGAACAAGCCCCCAUAUUAUACCACAGGCCGAAGCCAGGUCUGUCGGAUUGGCCCUGUCCGCUUUCAAGGGGAAUUUGCCGGCCACACUCCACAUAUGCACCGACAACCCGACAGUAAUGCCCAUUAUGGGGAAAGGCAGCGCACAUUCCGAUGCGCUGGUUGGGGAGGCAAGGCACACCGACAGGGCGCCGCGCGAAAAAGGCCCAAACGCCACACCGGGCUAUGUCGCAUUAGAAAAUAAUUCUGCGGAUGGCAUCCCGUGUGAGGUGAAGGUUUUGCCGACGGACAUCGCGAAGGGGUGGGGCUUGCGAAGGGGAGCGCGGGAGGCGGGUUAA
This is a messenger RNA of Trypanosoma grayi, 339 nucleotides long. Its product is annotated as putative protein kinase, putative,serine/threonine protein kinase. The coding region runs from base 1 to 339 and encodes 112 amino acids. The transcript has a single exon. The record is from RefSeq and is a predicted model, not a curated record. Lineage: Eukaryota; Euglenozoa; Kinetoplastea; Trypanosomatida; Trypanosomatidae.